This is a messenger RNA of Pediculus humanus corporis (human body louse), 693 nucleotides long. Its product is annotated as Apolipoprotein D precursor, putative. The record is from RefSeq and is a predicted model, not a curated record. Lineage: Eukaryota; Metazoa; Arthropoda; Insecta; Psocodea; Pediculidae. Bases 1 to 693 code for a protein of 230 amino acids. The transcript is spliced from 3 exons.
AUGUCAUUAUCAUCAUCAUCAUCUCUAUUAAUUUUUUUUUUAUUUUUUUUUGCCGUCUUCAGUUAUAAAAUAAACGAAGACAAAACAAAAUGUCCAAGAGUGAAAGCGUUGAGAAACAUCGAUUUGAACGAGCUUAUGGGAAUAUGGUACAUCGUUGAAUAUUAUGCGAGUUCUGAAGAAAUGCCAGAAUAUAGUUGCAUGAAAGCCAAAUUUACUCUCUCCCAUGAAAAUCUCGACAUAUCGAUGAAAUUCAAUUAUAGUUUCGUGGACGAUCCGGAUCGUGAAAAAUUAUCUGGUAAUAUCACGUGGCAGAUACCCGAUUUCAAUCAGCCGGCACAUUGGAUACACGCUGAAGACACGUACGAGGGUAUAUACAACACGUACGUAUUGGAUUCGGAUUAUCAAUCCUUUGGCUUGUUAUUGCAUUGCGCGGAAAAAUCGGGGAGCACUCGGUACUUAUCCAGUUUGAUAUUGAGCCGAAAUCAAAGUCUUAAAAUUAACAUAAUUAAUUACCUGAGAGAAAAAUUACCACGUUACGACAUCGAUUUGGAAUACAUGUUUCCGGUCGCGCAAAAAAAUUGUCACGGGUCAUCGCAGAAAAAAUUUCCACAAACCGGAAACGGAAGUUUGAAAACGAAAAAUAACAAGGGUGGUAAUAAAAAACAAAAUCCGUUGAAAAAUCAUAGGAUUUAA